AUGCUCCCUGACAGCAAAGUGGACGCUUAUGUCGAAGCGUGCACGUCUGCGGGCUGGGCACCUAUAAAGCCGGAAUUUGUGCUGAAUACCGACAGCUUCAAACCGUAUGUGACGGCAUUAGCGUCGGAGAGGACUCAAGAAGAGCCGAAGCCACAAGAAGAGCCGAAGCCGCAAGAAGAGCCGAAGCCACAAGAAGAGCCGAAGGCGCGGGAUGAUCCUUCCACAGCCUCAUGUGCUGGCGUCUCUGCAGAUGCUAAUACCCUAGACAAAGGACAACUGGAGCCGUCAACUGGAGUCGGCAGUCUGGAGUCGUGUGAAUACUCGAACAAAAGAGCACUUGAGGACACGUCGGCGCCUGGCGAUGCAGAAGGUGGUGAGGUGCGUGCUGAAACACGAAGGCAGAACCAGAAGCCCCGCGGUCAGAACAAGCAGCGCAAGAUCAACAUUGAGUCGGUCAGACGAGCCGGCAUGAACCAAAUUUGUCCCAACUUCGCCGGAGCCGGCAACUGCCCAGGCUGCAAACGGUCGCACGACCUGGAGAAGCGUCUUGGGGAGUUGAAGGCUGCCCAGUCCGCGCCGACGGUUGGGACCUUGCCGGAGGUUGACACCGCGCCAGGGUCCGAACCUGUCUCGGGGUCAGCACCAGCAGACACAACGGUCAAUGCAGAACCUGCGGUCGGUGCAGAGCCUGCGGUCAGUGCAGAGCUUGCGGUGAGUGCUGCGCCCGUAGUUGGUGCUGCUCUGGCCUGCUGCCCGUUCCAGAAGGCGUGUCUGCCUUGCCCGUACGGUAUCGGUUGCGAAGCGGACGCGCUGAGUCACUGCGACCCCGUGACUGGUAUCAAUCUCCUCGGGGGGCGGCCGGUGACGGUGGAAGACUUACGGUUAAGCGAGAAACGGUACGAGAACCACUCGCACACUAUUAUUGCGGCGUCCAAGCGGGCGGGUCUGAACAAAAAGCAGACAGGGAAGCCUGCCGUCCCGCACUCGACGGCUGCCACAGACACGUCGGCGGAUACGCCGACCAAUACGUCGUCGGAUAUACCACACAAGACGAGUGAGGCGCCGGGGGACGACUUGGGUGGCAACGUGCGGGCGAACCGGGCGGUGUUGAAACAGAAGUUGGGAGGCAAGUUGAUGUUGGCUCCGCUGACAACAGUAGGGAACCUGCCGUUUCGUCGUUUGUGUGUGGCGCAGGGGUGUGAGGCGACGUCGAGUGAGAUGGUGUUGGCGACGAGUGUGUGCCAGUUGCGAUUCGGCGAACUGGCGAUGCUGAAGCGACAUGCGUCCGAAAAGUUGUUUGGGGUUCAGUUAGCGGGCGGCUAUGUCGAGCCACUGCAGCGAGCCUGUCGUCUCAUCUCUGAGGCCGACAUCAGUUGCGACUGGGUUGACUUGAACGUCGGCUGUCCCAUCGAUGGCAUGCAGACACGCGGCAGUGGGUGUGUGCUCCUCAGCAAACACACUCGCCUCCUCGACAUAUGCCGAGCCAUGGCUCACUCACUCCCUUCCCAUAUCCCCCUCACCGUCAAGACACGCACCGGCUACUUGACCAGCCGCGACCAAGUCCUGCACAAACUCCUCGCCCCCCUUCUUGACCCCGCCACGGGCAUCGCCGGCUUUGCACUCCAUGGCCGCACCGCCAAACAGCGCUACAACCGAUACGCAGACUGGGACUACGUCGCGCGCUGCAAAACCUACACUGACUACCUUCACGACAUCAACAACCCCCUCAAGGAAAAUCCCUUCGCUGACGAAGCGUCCACCCUCCUCACACCCGAAGUUGUCGCCAUGUACUCAGGCUCCGGCGCCCUCCACUCAGAGGCUGGUGCCGGAGUGGCGACGCCGUCACCACUGUUUGUGGGCAAUGGUGACAUCUUCGAUUUCGAACAAUACAACCGGCUGGCGCCUUCCGUGGACAGCGUAAUGAUCGGACGCGGCGCACUCAUCAAACCCUGGAUCUUCCAGGAGAUCAAGGAACAACGCCGAAUCGACCUACCUAGCCAAGAACGUUUCGAACUUCUCAAGACCUUCUGCCAAUACGGACUCGAACACUGGGGAAGUGACCGACGCGGCGUCGAGAACACACGCCGCUUCCUACUCGAAGAACUCAGCUUCUUCCAUCGCUACAUACCCGUCGGCAUACUGGAACGACCCUUCGUCCCUCUCAACUCCAGACCACCCCCGUUUGUCGGGCGCAACGACUUGGAAACACUUCUCGGCAAGCCUUCCGCCGACCACUGGAUCCAAAUCUCCGAAAUGCUGCUCGGUAAAGUACCCGAAGAUUUCACCUUCAUACCCAAACACAAAUCUAGCGCCUGGGCCGAUUAA
Messenger RNA from Gregarina niphandrodes, 2325 nucleotides. RefSeq names its product tRNA-dihydrouridine synthase. The record is from RefSeq and is a predicted model, not a curated record. Gene Ontology annotation, molecular function: tRNA dihydrouridine synthase activity; RNA binding; flavin adenine dinucleotide binding. The coding region runs from base 1 to 2325 and encodes 774 amino acids. NCBI's taxonomy places the organism in Eukaryota, Apicomplexa, Conoidasida, Eugregarinorida, Gregarinidae. The transcript has a single exon. Gene Ontology annotation, biological process: tRNA processing.